Molecule: messenger RNA, 999 nt
Organism: Aspergillus calidoustus
Lineage: Eukaryota; Fungi; Ascomycota; Eurotiomycetes; Eurotiales; Aspergillaceae
Source: the annotation of a GenBank genome assembly
AUGGGCUUCAACACUGCUUUGACUAGGGCGUUGGGGAUUCGAGUCCCUGUCGUCCAGGGCGGCAUGCAAUGGGUCGGAUACGCAGAGCUCGCCUCCGCCGUUAGCAACGCAGGUGGUCUUGGAAUCCUUACUGCCCUCACCCAACCAACCCCCGAAGACCUGCGCAAGGAAAUUCGGAGAUGCCGCAGCAUGACCAAGAACCCGUUCGGCGUGAACCUCACCCUCCUCCCAGCCCUCGUUCCCCCCGACUACGCCGCCUACGCGCAGGUGAUCAUCGACGAAGGAAUCAAGAUCGUCGAAACGGCAGGUAACAACCCAGGCCCCGUGAUCAAGCAGCUCAAGGCCGCGAAUAUCACCAUCCUCCACAAAUGCACGACAAUCCGCCACGCCAAGUCCGCCGUCAAGCUCGGCGUUGACUUCCUCUCAAUCGACGGCUUCGAGUGCGCAGGCCACGUCGGCGAGCACGAUAUCACAAACCUCAUCCUGCUCAACCGCGCGCGCCAGGACCUGGGUGUUCCCUUCAUUGCCUCCGGCGGGUUCGCGGACGGGUACGGGCUUGCGGCGGCACUUGCGCUGGGCGCUGAGGGGAUAAACAUGGGGACGCGGUUCAUGGCGACGGUUGAGGCACCGAUUCACCAGAAGGUCAAAGAGGCGAUUGUCAAGGCAGAGGAGACGGAUACGGCGCUGGUGAUGCGGCGGUGGACGAACACGUCGCGGCUCUUUGCGAAUGAGGUGACGAAGCAGGCGCUCAAGGUUGAGAAGGAGAGUAAGACGGGCGAGUUUGCGGAGAUUGCGCCGUUUGUUAGUGGGAAGCGUGGACGGGAGGUCUUCUUGAAUGGGGACAUUAAUUUUGGAGUCUGGACCGCCGGUCAAGUGAUUGGCUUAAUCCACGAUAUCCCUACAUGUGGCGAGCUGCUAGCUCGCAUCGAGAAGGAAGCCGUAGAGGCGGCGCAGCGCACACAGUCGUUGUACACGGCAACGCCGCAGAGCAAGCUCUAG